AUGUCAGGCUUCGCUAUUGAGGAGGAAUUCAUUUCCCAAGCGGAAUUCGUUGUACAAAAAGUUACUCUUCGUCAAUCUACACCCGUGUCCCGUCUGCUUUGCAUCACGGACAGUCUGCUUCUGGAACGGGAUCCUCCAAGCUAUCGAGCUGUUUGUGGAUAUCCUUUGUGUGAAAUUUAUACUCUUGUUCGGGACAGAGUUCAACCCCAGCGGUUUUUAAUCGAAUACGUUCGAGGUGAAUCCAAAACCUAUUUCUCCACAGACAGAGAUACGCUGUUAGCCUCACUCCUAGAUGCUGUUCGGGCCAGUGGGAACCGAGAUGUGUGUGUCCGAAGCACACCCUCCAAUCGUGGUCUCCGCUUUUGCCCCACAAUGACGUCAGCAUCAGAGGAAGUCGAAUCUGUGCAUCUUCGUUUCCUCCGUCAGCAACCAGAGGGAAUUUCAUUCUGGGAAGUCUUACAACGUUUCAAUGCCAACGUGGCCUACAGUGGUCUACUACACGCCGUCACUCAAGAUGGUGUGUUCGCUGAGAACAAGGAGAAACUGAUCAAGGACGCACUCUCUGCAAUUCUGACCCAACCCGCGCCCGGUUUGGAUACUUCGCUAUUCGCCACUCUGCCAGGUGUCGGAUCCAGACCCAUGGAUACCAAAAGGGGUCAGAUGAAACAUGCGGAUCCUGAUGCGCAGCUGGUGCUGCUGGAGGCUCAGUUUCACGCCCUUCGCCGUUUGGUUGCGUCCAAGGCGGGGUUUAACGCGUUCACACAACUACCCGGAAUGCGAGUAACUCUCGGUCGAAUUGUGGUCGCAGCUUUACGUCGACGGGAUGAUGCGGUAACGCACGCAGUUCUGGACGCGAUCAAUACUUUGAUGCAACCGAUGCACGAUCAACCGGAUAUUCGUCAAGAACAACUGAACAAGUCUUCAAUCAUGUCCAGUGAGAACUUCAUGUCUCGUUUGGUGGAUAUUUUCACCUUACACGCGAUACGCGGUACCGGAGCGUUGGUCCUCUGCGCCCUUUUGGACUUCUUCACUUUUGCCAUCUGCCUGCCGUACUCGGAAACUUCCGAUGGUGGCGCAUUCGACUGUUUGUUGCGGCUGGUUGCAAACCGUGGUCGAGCCCUCUUUCGUCUGUUCCAUCAUCCCAGCUUAGCGAUUGUCCGCGGUGCCGGCUUGGUCAUGCGAGCUCUGAUUGAAGAAGGGAGCGAAGAGGUAGCGUCGGAAAUGCGCAGUCUGGCAUUAUCCGAGGGUGCCCUGUUUCAUCACUUGUCCAUUUCGUGCUUUACCCAAGGACGGGAUGCCCGAAGUUUGGCUGUCCGGCAACUCAGUCGUCAGUUGGUUACUUUAUGGGCCGAGAACAACCCGGAAGCACAAGAUCUACUCAAACGGAUGUUUCCCCUUGGCUUGUUGGCCUAUCUCGAAAGCGAUGCAGAGCCCCCGGUCGUCGUGAUCGACCAUCUGCCUCAUCGUGACAAUUUGAAGUUAGCCCAGGAUCAUAUGACUCGCAUUGAUGAACGGAAACAAACGAUUCGUUACCAAGUCGAGACAAAAAUAGAACAACUACUCACCCACUGGCGUCUUCGGGUCGGACUUCCACCUCGGAAGCCUAAUGUCAAUCGUGAGCUUGACGAACGACCCGUCGUACUGCGGUUACCGAGACACCAAGUGAAACCACUCCGUGCACCUGACACUGGCGACGGGGUUCACGUCGCCAAUUGGCGCUAUUUCUUCUACCAAUUCGAGCAAGAUCACGCCAAGCCGGAUUUGGUUUGGAAUCUACGGACACGAAAUGAGUUGCGCGAAGCAAUGGACAAGGAGAUUCAAGAGUUCAAGCGCGAGCGGGACUAUUUUUCGCAAAGCAUGAUGGAGAAUCCGCACAACGACCCGCGGUUGGAUGCAGAUACCACUGAACAUGCGGGCGCUGAGGCAACACCGACUACGACCACGAAUGAGACUUCGUCUUCGGAACCUCCCACCCCGUCUGAGGUCAGGAACGGACUGCCUAGUUUGGACGGGAAUGCUUCCAGUUCUCCACCCGCACGGUUGAUAACUACAACGUCCAAUCCAACGCCCCCACCCAGUCCAAUUCAAGUCAGCGCUCGGCGCCUCAUCAAACAAGCCAGUCUGGUUUCGUGGAAUCAUAGCGAGUUCAAAGUGGAGCACCCUAGUUUGGCCAGCGAACCGCGAGUUGGUAACUAUUAUCUCCGUUUGUUGCUGGAAGAAGACAAACGAGUUCACGGCGAGGAUGCAACGAUUCCAUUGGAUGUGAGCACCACAGAACCAGCGGUGGGGUUGUCUCGAAUACGGGACAGCAAACAGUUCUUCAAUGACCUUUUCCGUCGCUAUCUCCAGUACAUUGCUUCGGGGCCCUCGUUGGACUCGUUCGCUCAGCUUUCAUCUGCCACACCGCGCAGCAGUCGAGACGGUCAGCAGCGUGCGCACCGUUUGUCGAUGCGCUGUUUGUGCUUGCACGCCAUGGCGGUUGUUUACGGACGGUGUCACGCAGAGAUUGGUCCAGUAUCGGACAUUCCACUGUUGGUGUAUUUGUUGGAUCGAACGACAUCUGCUUCUGAACGUGAUUGCCUUCUGCUUCUGUUGAAUAAACUCAUGCUGAACAGGUACAACGUCGAUGCGUUGGUGGAUGCCGACGGGGUCCGCGUUUUGAUCGAUUUGGCUUGCUUGUCACAUUUGCACACCUCGCGAGCUUCCACCCCACUUCAGUCCAAUGUGCUCAAAGCUAGCGCGUCGCAGGAUACUCACGAAGGUGGGGCCAGUACUCAACGCGAGUGGUGGUGGUACAACCCUGGUGGUGAGCCACGACCCGCCCAGCAAUCGGCCCUCGUCAAUGGGGAUACUGCAAACGGUACCGGUUCUACUGACCAGAAUAUGGCAAAAAUUCAAGGUCCUGUGAGCUUUUCGGAGCUACGAAAGUUAAUCUCCACCAAACAUGUUACGACCAACACGUUCGUAUAUGCUCAAGGACUUGAUGUAAUUCCCCGGUGUCGACCCGACGGUUUUCUGGCUGCAGACGAUGAAGAAAGUGCGGAAUGGGAACGUGCCCAUUUGUGCCAGGGACAAAACGAUUCCUCAGCCAACACAACCUCGAACAGUUCCGCCCAAAGUCCCACAGGUGCACGGUCUCUUUCUGGUUGGAUCUCUGCUCGCCGUGUCGUUCAGCUACGUUGGGCUGUACCUGAACUACUGAACCCGCAGGCGACGUCCGUAGAUUUCGAUCCCCAAACCGCAUCGGCUGCCACUGGUGGUGGUGGUGUGCUCACUUCUACCUCCCGUUCCAAAGGCACAGAAGGUGUUGGUAGUUUAAUCGACCAGCUGGGUUACAGCCAGGGUGCUUUAUUAGACUACACAACUCUGGCGAUCCGUUGUGUGGAUGUUCUGCGGAAACUAUGUGAUAGUUGCUCUUCACGUGAUCUUCGUGGUGGUGUAGUCCGUCCUCUCCCGAAACCACGCCGGGUGAUCAGCCAACCGCAGUGUCUGACACAUUUGACCCAGCUUCUGUUGACCUUUGACCCACCCUUGGUCGAACGAGUGGUCUCGUUGCUACACGUGCUACUGGAUCAGAACCCCUGUCUGCCUCGUCUCUAUCUUACCGGUGUAUUCUUCUUUAUCCUUAUGUAUACUGGCAGUAACGUCUUGCCGAUCGCACGUUUUCUCAAAGAUGUUCAUCUGCUUCAAGCAUUCCGGCUAGAAGAUAGUCACCAUCUGUCUAGCUCGGAUCUGACUUCUCGUUCGGUUUUGGGUAACAUGCUCCCGGACGCGAUGAUUGCUUAUUUGGAAAAUCAUCCUGCCGAGAAGUUCGCCGAAAUCUUCUUGGGCAACUUUGACUCGCCUGAGGCCAUAUGGAAUGCAGAAAUGCGACGGUUCCUGAUCGGACGCAUUGCUUCCCAUCUUGCCGAUUUCUCUCCUCGACUGCACAGCAAUACACGGGCAGUGUAUCAGUACAUCGGUAUACCGUUGAUAGUGUAUCCGCAACUGGAAAACGAGUUGUUCUGUCACAACUACUAUCUCCGCCACUUGUGUGAUACCAUCCGAUUUCCUGAUUGGCCAAUUCGUGAUCCGAUUGCCCUUCUUCGGGACAUACUCCGCGCUUGGCGUGAGGAGAAUGAGAAGAAACCGGUGGAUAUGUCAUACAACGACGCCAUUCGCGAACUGGGAUUAGAGGCCUCGCAGUUGAACCCGUGA
This is a messenger RNA of Opisthorchis viverrini, 4197 nucleotides long. RefSeq lists its product as hypothetical. The record is from RefSeq and is a predicted model, not a curated record. NCBI's taxonomy places the organism in Eukaryota, Metazoa, Platyhelminthes, Trematoda, Opisthorchiida, Opisthorchiidae. Gene Ontology annotation, biological process: regulation of early endosome to late endosome transport; receptor-mediated endocytosis; endosome organization. The transcript is spliced from 21 exons. Gene Ontology annotation, cellular component: endosome membrane. The coding region runs from base 1 to 4197 and encodes 1398 amino acids.